Messenger RNA from Trypanosoma brucei brucei TREU927, 4032 nucleotides. Its product is annotated as tubulin folding cofactor D, putative. Lineage: Eukaryota; Euglenozoa; Kinetoplastea; Trypanosomatida; Trypanosomatidae. Bases 1 to 4032 code for a protein of 1343 amino acids. The record is from RefSeq and is a predicted model, not a curated record. Gene Ontology annotation, molecular function: beta-tubulin binding; GTPase activator activity. The transcript has a single exon. Gene Ontology annotation, biological process: tubulin complex assembly; post-chaperonin tubulin folding pathway; microtubule cytoskeleton organization.
AUGGAUGGUGAACAAUUAGAAACAGAUCCCCUCACGGCACCAUUGGGUGGAAGGAAUGAAGAUGAGGACAUACCGGUGGAAGGAACCGACAAGGAGGGCGAUAACGACUGCGGCCCGGCAUUUUUUGAGGAAGAGGAAGAGUGUGCACAGCUUCUCGCGCGCGUACACGAAGCAUGGAGGAAUGAAUCCAAACUCGAGGCACCACCGCAUGCGGAUGAAGGGGGAAAGACGUGGAAUAAAACACUUCCCACCGCUGCUGAGGAUCCGCAGGGUGUUGCAGUUGCAUUGGAACGUUUUGAACGCAUCAUAUCUGUAUAUCAAGAAUCCCCACAUUUGCUGCACAGCUACCUCGAGGAACUUCUUGGGCCACUUAUGGUACUGUUGCAAGAUUUGCUUACUGGGGCAGCAACCAUCUGGCGCGCAGAGCAGAGGACGGAAGUUUGUACUGGUCCUCAGGCGGUAGGUGGUGAAGUGGUUUCACAUGGUUUGGGUAGAAACUAUGAUGAAUACGACGCGGAUGCACCAAAGAGCUUCAUACAUCAUGUUUGUCGUGCCAUCUACGUAGUGGUUAAAACGGCUGGGGAGAAGUGUUGCACAUCUUAUUUUUCCAAUGAUGUGAGAUUGUAUGAAGAUGUCUUUUACGCACUGCGAUGGUGGCAAGAGAGCGGUGAGGCACAACGGGAGUGGGAGGUACGCUACUGUUUGCUUCUCUGGCUAUCUAACCUUGUACUUGUGCCCUUUUCCCUUACCAUAAUCGACUCUUCCACCAGUGGCAGUGGCUCCCUUUCCGAUACGGUGCUGCAAACUGCUGUGGCGUUCCUGAGGGACACAUCGAAGUGUCGGGAGGGGGCUGCACUUCUCGUGGCGCGUUUAUUGACCCGACCGGAUAGUGAAGAUCACCGUGUUUAUUUUUUUGCUUACGCACAAAAGGUUGUAGCGGAUCCCGCUAGUACCAACCUCCUCGUACACGGUGUUUUACUGGCACUAGCGAAGACCAUGAAACUUGGGCAGCGAGGUGAGUUGGCUCCACAUGCACCACAGCUUAUUCCUAGCGUGACAGCUGUUUUCUCUAGAAGUGGGAGUGACACACUGCUGUGCAAGGCGGCGGUAAAGGUUGUGCAGAGGCUCGCGCUUUCCUUGCUUAGGAGUCGAUCUGCACCGUGGAAAUAUUACAGGCAUGUGGCUUCCCUAUAUCAAAACCUGAGCGGCUCAGACGGCCAUGAGGCGACCGGUGGUAACAAGAAUGAUGAGGUGAAUAAUAAUAAUAUGAUUCAUAGCAAUGAGGAGGAAGGCGGGGAGGGAUGUGAAGAGGACGAUUACUUGCCUGAGGAUUGUGGUUUGGAGGAAGCAAUAGGAUUGCUGCUGGAUGCAGUGGGCCAUAAGGACACGGUGGUGCGCUGGAGCGCUGCGAAGGGCAUUGCGCGUGUUUGUGGGCGGCUCCCUCGUGCGAUGGCGGGGGAUGUCGUUGACGCACUCCUCGAUGUGUUUAGCAACGAAAAUUCGGAUAGUGGUUGGCACGGAGGACUGCUGGCUUUGGCGGAACUCUGCCGCCGGAGCCUUCUUCCUGUCCAGAGGCUCGCAAUGGUAGUUCAGUUUGCAACGAGAGGAUUAGCGUUUGACUUGAGCAAAGGGACGUAUAGCGUAGGGUCACACGUACGGGAUGCCGCGUGCUACGUCUGCUGGUCAAUUGCCCGCGCGUACAAUGCGGUUGAUAUCGAGGAGCAUGUACACAAACUGAGCACCUGCCUUGUUGUCACCUCCCUCUUUGACAGGGAAGUUCAUGUGCGGCGUGCGGCGGCGGCGGCUUUUCAGGAAUCUGUUGGCAGGUUAGGUAACUUCCCUGAUGGUAUUCGUCUGGUCACGACAAUGGACUUCUUUUCCCUCGCCUCAUUGCAGAAUGCCUACCUUCAUGUUGCACCGAUCGUUGCGGAAAACGCGUCAUAUAGAGGCCGGAUGCUCGAGGAGCUGGUGGCCGUUAAGCUUUUGCACUGGGACCGACGUGUACGGUGUUUUGCCUCACAGGCACUCGGCCAGAUUGGCGUCUUGGAGAGCCGAACAACUCUGGACGAGGUAACGCUGCAACUUCUGGGCCGGGUUACAAACGACACGGUGGCCAUUCGGCACGGUGCUAUCCUCGGCAUAGCGGAACUCGUCAACCACUUGGAUGUGCAUUCAUGGUCAAAGGAACUUAUUUGUCAAAUUGCGGGAAUCAUACCGCGGCUGGAUGCAGCGCGUUUGUUUCGUUCUCGUGGAGGUGAAUAUGUUCGACAAGCGUGCUGUCACCUGCUUGCGGCCGCUUCUCGUCGACAUAUGCCGCUGCCCGAAACCGUUGAGGUGCAGAAGAUGGGUGGAAUGGUUGGACGUGCUAAUACUUUGGCAAAAAUGCAAGAGUUCUUUGAGGACACGUGGAAACAAAUACUAGAAUGGCUACAGUUUGAUGCCGUGAAUGCGUAUGAAGAGUUUGCAGCAGCGUACUACACUGUGUUUGCCAACCCUUUCCAUCAUCAGGUACUGCACAAAAUGUUGAGCGGAUGUGAAGAAGGCCGCAACCCGAUGGAGCGCCGUGGUAACAUCCUUGCCACCGGAGCAUUGCCAUGGUCGGUGAUAUCUAAACACUCGAACCAACCAAAGGGGGAUGAUGAUGGCGUAGACGAAAGUGAAAAGGCUUAUUUUAUGAUGAUACUGAAAACAGCUAUGGGUGCUACCAAGUUAGAAAAGUGCAAGGAGAUGCAAGAUGCUGAAUCCCGAAGGAAUGCUGUUCGUUCCCUGCGCACAACUUUGACGCGCAUCCCUGAGGGAACCCCUCAGAUGACCGUAGGUCUUUACGAGUCUGUUGUGCAGCAUAUCGUUGCCACACUGGAUGAUUAUGCGGCGGAUCGGCGUGGUGACGUGGGGUCGUUUGUGCGACAGGAGGCUAUUGGAUCUCUUCCUGCUGUUGUGGAGUAUGGGUUGAAAGUGAAGUGUUGCUCCAGUGCGUUGGUGGUGCGUGUAAUACAGGCACUGCUAAAGCAGGCUAUGGAGAAGUUGGAUCGGUUGCGUGGGCGGGCUGUUGAGGCAUUACAACAAAUUGUAUUUCUUCCAGGUGCGCUACCAAGCGAGGGCGGCAACAACACGGGGCUUACGCAUAUGGACAAGCAGGGCACAUUUAUUAGCGAAGAAGCGAACAGCGCUAUGAGGAACAGUGAAAUGAUUUUAGCUGAAGAGGGGGAAAAUUUACUUAACGACACUAGCGUAUUGGCCAAAGUGGUAACAAUGGAUCCCGCAGCAGACAAGUGCUCACCACAAAACGUUUUUACGGCUGUGGGACGCCCGUUACUUCUUACACGACUGUUUGCAUCAUGUGUGGUCGAGGGUCUGGUUGUUUCCGCUGGAUCCCUCUCUGUGCACAUUAUGCAACCAGCUGUUGACGCACUUCUGCAUGCCUUCAGGGCAUCGACAGAGGAAAGUGUCUAUCUUUCAUGGGUGUUAAUUACGGUUGCUGCAAAACAUGCGCACAACGAACGUGUUGUUGUGCCGCUUUGCGUUACCGUGAGCCGCCUCAUCAACGCAUGUGUCUUCGAUGAAGAUCGUCAUAUAGAUGUGGUGGAGAUACUAAGGAGUGAAUUGAAGUUUUUCGCCACGAACAUCCACGCACUGCUCCCACUUAUUGGUGUGCUUGGGGACCUCUGUCGUAGUCCUGUUACUGCCGCGCGGCACGCCGCCUGGGGGCUAAGUCUUGUGAUGCUCGCUAGCCGUUACCCGAAGGUCCGCGCUCGUAUGGGGACUGACAUGUACACUUCUCUCCUCGUACUUUCUGCAGCGGAUACGACCCUCAAUCUUGAUAGGGCCAUACAGCAGCUCACUGCGACACCGUGGGAUGGAAACGAUGCCACCAAAGUGCGUAGUGCAAGGGAUGAACUGUACGGUGCACUCGGUAUCGAAAAACCCUCAAAAGAUGCUGCGACAGGCGAUGCGGUGGAACAUGAAAAGAAAAAAACAGCUCGAAUGGUAGCCAGUUCAUACCUUCAUCUCGUACAUGAGGCAGGGUACUGA